Messenger RNA from Drosophila teissieri, 522 nucleotides. RefSeq lists its product as uncharacterized. The coding region runs from base 38 to 394 and encodes 118 amino acids. The record is from RefSeq and is a predicted model, not a curated record. NCBI's taxonomy places the organism in Eukaryota, Metazoa, Arthropoda, Insecta, Diptera, Drosophilidae. The transcript is spliced from 3 exons.
CUCUCUUAGCUCAGUUUGAAAUAAGCCUUACUUCAAGAUGAAAAUUACCAUUGCCAUUCUAGGACUUUUUGCGGCUCUCAUCUGCAGCCUGCAAUCGCCAACCGCAGCGUGUGAUGUUGAAGCAGUUUAUAAUCAAGCCGUGGAAUUCUGCCAAAAUUUUGGAUUUGUGAACAUAUUCUUUUGCACCGGCCUGUCUUUCGGUGCGAGCAACGAAAAAGUAUUUGAGCAGCUGAAAGCUCAACAUAAGUUGGUGUGUGCAAUACCAUUUUUUGGUGAAAUCUGCAAACUCUGCGAUUUUUCGACUACCAUUACCAAUAAUCAGAAUGCCACGAUUUCAAGCAAUUCAACUGCAGGCGCCACCCGAACUUUGAAGCUUGAGCAUCUGACAAACUGAUGUGAUCUUUAGACAAACUUCUGUACUGGAAAACGAGCGAGCCCAAGGAUAUUGAACUUAUAAGAUACUUAACCAACUUCUUUUUGGCAUGUCUGCCGUUGAAUAAAUUACCCAAGCAUUGCAAAAUA